Molecule: messenger RNA, 1005 nt
Organism: Neoarius graeffei (lesser salmon catfish)
Lineage: Eukaryota; Metazoa; Chordata; Actinopteri; Siluriformes; Ariidae
Product: odorant receptor 131-2-like
Exons: 1
Coding region: 1-1005 (334 amino acids)
Biological process (GO): G protein-coupled receptor signaling pathway
Cellular component (GO): membrane
Molecular function (GO): G protein-coupled receptor activity
Source: RefSeq, a predicted model, not a curated record
AUGCAAAGCGCAGGAGCAAACAUUAACUCAAGCAAUAAUUUGUUAUUUAAUUUUUCAAGCUCAUUGAAUGAAAGACUAUUCUUGUUGCAGGUCCUGGUUGGGGUUUUCCUCUGUAUAAACUGCUUGAUGAUAUACACAUUUUUUAAAAAGGAGGUUUUUAGGGAAGAAACGCGAUACAUUUUGUUUGUACAAACCCUAUUUGUGGACUCUGCUUUUAUGCUGUUAAGUGACUUGCUUUCAGUUGGAACUUCCUUUCAGUAUGCCAUGCACAUAAUUCCUUGCAGUAUCAUUUGUACAGUUUUGGCUUUUCUGACCUGCUGUACACCACUGACUUUGGUGGCAAUGUGUCUGGAACGCUAUGUGGCUAUAUGCAUGCCUUUGAGACACGCUGUCAUCUCCACAAGCAGGACCAGAUUAUAUGGGGGUUUUAUCAUAUGGACUCUCAGUUCUAUAAUUCCAUUGUUCAAUUUCAUAGGAUAUUGGGCAGUAGUUCCACCUGCUGCUCAGUACUCCUAUGCAGUGUGCACUGUGGAGCUAAUUUUAGGUGAAUCAUGGCAGGCACACGGACGUGCCAUCAUUUUUAUUAUCCUUUUCCUUUUUUUAAUCAUUAUCACUGUCUUCACCUACAUCAAGAUAAUGAUUGCAGCUAGAGCUGCUUCCUCUGAGAAAAAGAAAUCAACCAGUAAGAGUCUCAGGACUGUGCUGCUUCAUGCAUUUCAGUUGCUUCUGUGCAUAGUGCAGUUUUUAAACCCAUAUAUAGAAAUGGCAUAUUGGGGGGUUGAAGCAAUGAUGUUGCGGAAAAUAAGAUAUUCCAUGUUUAUAGCUUUUAUAAUUGUACCACGUUGUCUCAGUCCAUUGAUUUAUGGUCUCAGAGAUGAAAUUUUUUUUCAUGCUUUAAGACAUUAUGCUAUGUGUGGCACUGAUUGCAUUUUCCCAACAUUGCUUAAAGUUAAAAAAAUUGAAAAUAAGAUCAAUUUAAAUACAAAACAGGACAUAAUUAAAUAA